AUGCGCGGCGUGCAUCCUCCUGUCUCUCGACCCAACCGCGGCCUGCAGCAGUUUGCCGCGCGGGCGAGCGGUCACGGCGGCGCCGAACGCGGUACCGCCGACGGUGAGCUCGCCUCGGCCCAUGCCCGCUCGCAGUCCGAGGACGCCGCGCUGCUCGCGCCAGUGGAGGGUUUGAGCUUGCAUCUCUCACGCAGCAGCAACACCGGCUACGAGGGCGUGACCCUUGACGCCUCUGGCCGCUUCUGGGCGAUGAGCAACAAGGACGGGACGACGUCCGACUUGGGCUACUUUGAUACGGCGGUCGAGGCGGCAUCGGCCGCUUCCCGCUCCACCGCCGCGCCGCCCAAGGCGCCUUCCGAGGCUGAGGCGGGCGGCGAGGCGAUGCAGGUGGACGAGGGCGGGGCGAUGGAGGUCGACGAGGCCGGGCCGGCCACGGCGGCGAAAGGAGCGGCGACCUCUCGGCGGCUCCGGCCUCCCGGCGGCUCCGACGAGGAGCGCCGCCCCGGCGAGAGCAGCCUUGUCCGCCCGCCAGCCCCGCGGCUCGACCCUCGGAGCGCGGCGUCGGCUCGGUGCCCGCCGCUGUACUCUCUGCGCGCCGCGGAGGGAGUGAUCGGCGAGGGUGACGCCGUGCGCCCUGAAGAUCACCAGCGCGCCAAGGUGUGGAGGGAGGCGGUUCGCUCGGCGACGGAGGCCGCAGAGGAGGCGGGCCGGCGCAGCCGGGCUCAAGUGCGGGCGUAUGUGGAGGUGCACAAGGCGGACAUGGAGAGACUCGCCAGCGAGCAGCUCCGCUUCCGCCCGGGCAAACGCGUUUAUUGCAACCGGUCGGCGCGCCCGGGCUUCAACCGUCAACACCCUCCGCAUCCUACGGCCUUGUGGGAGGAGGGGCGGGUGACGCAGGUCUGGCCGGCCAACCUCGAGGCCCGGGGCGCUCCCUACCAGGUGAUCCUGAAGGACGGGACUUACGUCUUCGUGAGGAAGGACACCGACGAGUGCAUCCGUGACGACAAACACGGCGACGCCGGUUGGCUCCAAGCCUGCUAUAGUCAUUGGCCCGCGCCCGAGUGCGUGCGGACGCAGCGGCUGCUCAAUGGCGUCCUCACGGCGGAGGAGGUGCACGCCCUGCUCUCGCGCUCGGGCCUCGAGCUGCUGCACGACAUCGACACGGUGUUUGAGGAGGUCGAUCCGUUCCGAGAGCGCGAUGCCGAUCUCGCACUACUUCUACCGGAGACCAUCCAGCCGUACCACGUGCUCCGCAACUUCGUGGUUUGGCGGCGGGCGGCGGUGGUCUGCGCCGACGAGCCGCUCUACUCGCCCGCGCUCAUCCGCGACGUCUACCCGGACCCGAGCAGCGACGCGUCCGGGACGCUUCGGUGGCUGCUCGACCUCGCCGUGUCCGUCGACGGCGUCGUGCGAUACGAGCAGGCGGUGCCGCCGUGGCGCCUCUCCAACGCUGUCGGCGGGUCGCCCAGGGAGUCUGGGGGCCUGGUCGACACCCGCGGCGGCUGUUUGAUACCCGACGCUCGGGAGGCUCUCGCCGGAGGCGAGGGCGCGGCGCGGCUCAGCUUCCUCCUCGCGGAGGCGAGCUCGGGCGUCGCGGCGAUCGACAAGUGGCACGAGCUGCUGCGAACGGCGGGCCUGUACGAGUACGAGCCCGCGGCGGGCGAGGACACGCUGGUGGGGGAGUACAGCUAUCAUGCGGCCUUCUACGCGCGCCUGCGCACGCGCGACGCCCAGUCGGCGCUGCUCGACUUUCUCGCCGAGAUCACGAACCCCAACUUGGAGGAGGAGAGCUCGGCGACGUGGCAGCGCUGGCUGGUGGAGUUGUACGACGCGUGGCCGCCGGACCGUCGGAAGAUUGCGGUGGCGUGGCUGCGCUGGCUGCUCGGGCCCGAGGAGCGGCAGAGUGGUUUCACGGCGCUGCGCGAGUUUCUCGUGCAUGAGAACUCGCUGUCGCCCUGCGAGCACAUUGCCCGUGACGACGCGGGGCGCUUUAGUCUGCCACGCGCAGCGCGCGACGCGCUGGUCGGGCCCGUGGGCGAGCUCGUGUCGGAGGGCGUGGUGGAGAAGCUGCACGACCCGGAGCGCUUGGCGUGCCCCAUUUGCCAACGCGGGGGAGGCAGCUGUGCCGAGUGGGUUCAGCUCUGCCCCUGCCGUCAUUGGUGCUGCCAGCCGUGCGUUGCGGAAUGGGAGCGCGUGGAGGAGCGCGCUGCUGUUGCGGUGUGUCCGGUGUGCCGCGCGAAAGUCGAGGGGACGGAUCUCCAGGAUCUGGACUGGGAUGCGUUGUGA
Messenger RNA from Emiliania huxleyi CCMP1516, 2286 nucleotides. RefSeq lists its product as hypothetical. The record is from RefSeq and is a predicted model, not a curated record. Lineage: Eukaryota; Haptophyta; Isochrysidales; Noelaerhabdaceae. The coding region runs from base 1 to 2286 and encodes 761 amino acids. The transcript is spliced from 3 exons.